AAUAUUAUAAUUACACAGGUGCAUAAUAAAGUUAGGUUAAGGGUGGGCAUAUGGGAAGAUUACAGGAAUUUUAACUUAAGUCCAGUGUGCAUUUCAAAUUGAUGGAACUUAAAACUGCUAUUGUGAAGUAUUUACAACUCCAGGAAGAGUGAAUGAAAAUUGAAAGACAUUUACUUGUGAUUUUAAGAAGUUAAAUCAUAUUGUUUAAUCAAGAAUAUGGAGUGACAUGUCUCUAAUAUCUGAGGCAGUCCACUGACAAAAGAAUUGGAGCAGAGAAGAUGAUUACAUGGAAGGACAUGUAUAUAGUUCUUACAAACAUAGUGUUUUCUUAACAGAAGCAGUGGACACCUUGUUUAUCACUUGAGGCCUUUAAAAAGCAUCAAUCAGUAGAAAUUUAAUUGUGUGAAAUUCAGUACCUAAAUCUGAUGAUCUAGUUCCAUGAGUAAUUUAAAUGAGCAUCUGCCAGUAUUGCUCUGAAAGAGGUUUGUGCCAUUUCUCAUGCAUUUUUCCUUUCCUUGGUGCUGCCAAGAACAUCUGUGUGGUUGUGUAGUGAAUUGAAUCUAGGAGCAUGUCUGGGUUAAAACUGUUAAUUUCCUGUUGUUGGUCGUGGACAAGAUCACACCUUGACCAUUUCCUCUCUCAGGCUUGUUACACAGAGGCGGGAUGGACAGCUGGUGAGGAAAGAGUUGUGCCAAAACUGUUCUUUUGGCAACAGCACCAGCUUAAACUGGAUCUACAGCAGGAGUAUCUCAAUCUAUUCCUCUGUAUUUCUUCCCCGUUUCUAUUGAAUGUUAUGAAGAGCUCAUAUCUAGUCUUCUCAGUUGUAAAACCUGAAAAUACUAAGUGAGAAUUGUUUGCCUGUGUUGCCUGCUGGGGCACUUAUAAUUUGGUUCUAGACAGGGAAGUCCUAAAUGUUGUUUUAACAUACUUCUUAAUGACUGCAGUAUUUGGUACACAGUGUUUGAUGCUGCUCUAAGAAAGCCUGCUGUUCAUUUGGGAAGAAAUUGGUGAGCUUUUCUGAUGUGAGGGCAGAGAGAAAAUUAUGUGCCACAUAGAGUGCUGCAUGUAAGGUUUUGGAAGUAUAAGGUGCCUCCAGAAUCUAGGCAGAAGGUAUGGAGAAUUCAGAAAGAUAUUUAUUUUAUGUCCAUUCUGCAUGCUUAUGCAGCCAAAGCUGUAUUAGAGCAGUUGUUUUUGCCAUAAAGUUUAUGGAGUCUCUUCCUGCUAGUACUGGAAAACUGCUAGCAGGUGUCAUAGUGUGCCUUCCAGUAAAAGUGAUGGAAAUGAAUUGAUGGAUGAGUGUGUAAGUGAAGAACAUCUGAAAAUACAUGAAUAAGACUUCAAGCAAGGACUGAACCUCUAGCUCUUGGCAAAGUACAUUGACACUCUUGAGCCUUCUUCACCCAUCCAGCUAAAAUCUAAGAUCAAAUUAUGGAUUCAGCCUUGUACAGCAGGGAGAGUUUCUGAAGCUUUGGGAAGAGAGAGGAGCAAGCAGAGUUUGCUGUGCUGACACAAGAGUCAGUGAGCAUCAACCACUGGAGAUGAGCGGCCUGGAGAGGGUGUGUCAGGGUCACAGAUGGACCAGGAGGAUAGUUUGUGGAGUAAAAAGCUGCUGAUAUCAGCAGGAAAGGCAUUCUAUUAGUUGUAUUCACUCGUUUGUAAUGAGGAAGGAAAACUUCUUCGGACAGAGGAAAAUUCAUCUGAGGUGUGGCAUUACAUCUGUGAUUGGUAGUCACACAAAAAUGGUGCUUCAUGGCAUGUGUUAGUGUAUUCACGUGUUUUCAGCAGAUUGUAAAUGAAAGCAUUUUUUUAAAAUAAGUUUUUCUGUAUUAUUUACACUUGUAUGUUUCAGAUACUAGAUAAAGAUACUGAAGAGGGGAGUAAAUGUUGCAAAAAGAAAUUAAAUAUAUACAAAUGAUGUUUCAAAUGAUGACAAAUGAGAAACCUUCAGAGAUCUGGACUAGAAGCUUAGUAAGAACUGCUUUGCAGUGAAAUGGCUACAUUUUAUUAAAUUUGUAUUUUAGAGCAAAAGUGGAACAUUCCUAAGUUGAUGUUCCCACAGCAAUGCCAGCAUUUGACUCUGAUGGAGAAAAAUAAAUAGUAUGAAAUAUUUUUUAGAGCUUCAGCUCUAUACACCCAGUAUUAAAUUUCUUCAAGUGUAAAAAAAAAAUAAUUUGCUGUUAAAAGUGAUUUGAAUCAGGGUUCAUUGGUUAUAAUAGAGCAGUAACUCCAAUUCUUUGCAGAUGUAAAUGAGUGUAAUUUGUAUCCAUUUACUUCUGCAAAGGAUUUACCAUGUGCCUGUUACAAAAUAAAGAUAAAAAUGAUUGAGCAUAUUUUUACUCUUUGGUUUGCAGGCGUGGCAAUGGCAGAUUCUGCACAGUAGAGUUCAUGGCAAUUAUUUGUCUAAUAUAAGCCAAGCAAGACACAUACAAGCUUCAGAGUGAAGACUGGAACGGCUGGACGGAGGUGCGUAGCUGCAGUGCAAAGAAAAUGAAUGGCACACUGGAUCACCCAGACCAACCUGAUCUAGAUGCUAUCAAAAUGUUUGUGGGUCAAGUCCCACGGAGCUGGUGUGAGAAGGAUCUAAGAGAACUUUUUGAACAGUAUGGUGCUGUCUAUGAAAUCAAUGUCUUGCGGGACAGGAGCCAAAACCCUCCUCAAAGCAAAGGGUGCUGUUUUGUUACAUUUUAUACCCGUAAAGCUGCACUAGAAGCACAGAAUGCUCUUCACAACAUGAAGAUCCUCCCAGGGAUGCACCAUCCUAUCCAGAUGAAACCAGCUGACAGUGAAAAGAGUAAUGCAGUAGAAGAUAGGAAGUUGUUUAUUGGAAUGAUAUCCAAGAAGUGCAAUGAAAAUGACAUUCGAGUGAUGUUCUCCCCCUUUGGGCAGAUUGAAGAAUGCAGGAUACUACGGGGCCCGGAUGGCCUGAGCCGAGGUUGUGCAUUUGUGACUUUUACAACAAGAGCCAUGGCACAAACAGCAAUCAAAGCAAUGCACCAAGCACAAACCAUGGAGGGUUGCUCUUCUCCCAUUGUUGUAAAAUUUGCAGACACGCAGAAGGACAAAGAGCAGAAACGAAUUGCUCAGCAACUUCAGCAACAAAUGCAACAGAUCAGUGCUGCCUCAAUAUGGGGAAACCUGGCUGGUCUCAACACACUUGGACCCCAGUACUUAGCACUUUAUUUGCAGCUCCUUCAGCAGACAGCAGCUGCUUCAUCUGGGAACCUGAACACACUGAGCAGCCUCCACCCAAUGGGAGGACUGAACGCGAUGCAGUUACAGAACCUGGCCGCCUUGGCAGCCGCGGCCAGCGCGGCUCAGAACACACCGAGCGGCACGGCUGCGCUCACCUCCUCCAGCAGCCCCCUGAGCGUGCUCACCAGCUCAGCAGGUUCCUCACCUAGUUCCAGUAGCAGCUCCUCUGUUAAUCCAAUGGCUUCUCUUGGAGCUUUGCAGACACUGGCAGGUGCUACAGCAGGCCUCAACGUUAGCUCUUUAGCAGGAAUGGCAGCCUUAAAUGGAGGACUUGGCAGUGGUGGUCUCUCAAAUGGGACAGGUAGCACAAUGGAAGCCCUCACACAGGCUUAUUCUGGAAUCCAGCAAUAUGCUGCUGCUGCACUGCCCACACUCUAUAACCAGAGUCUCUUAACACAGCAGAGUAUUGGUGCAGCAGGAAGUCAAAAAGAAGGUCCAGAGGGAGCCAAUCUGUUUAUCUACCAUCUUCCCCAGGAGUUUGGGGAUCAGGAUCUGCUGCAGAUGUUCAUGCCAUUUGGAAAUGUCGUCUCUGCCAAGGUUUUCAUUGACAAGCAGACCAAUCUAAGCAAGUGUUUUGGUUUUGUAAGUUACGACAAUCCUGUCUCUGCGCAGGCUGCCAUUCAGUCAAUGAACGGCUUCCAGAUCGGCAUGAAGCGGCUGAAAGUACAGCUCAAGCGCUCCAAGAACGACAGCAAGCCAUACUGAGCACCCUCCCCUCCGGGACUGGAGUGAGAAGGAUCUUCUGGUAAGUUGGAGAGGAGCGCACUUAGUGAUUCGAAGCCCUAAGGCUGUGUUUUUACAGUCCUGGAAGCUGAUCCAUGCCUUCUAUCUGGCACAUCUUCCCUCGAAGACUCUGCUGCAGCCUCUGCUGAGAAUCCUGCUUCGGAUGGAGGACAAGUUUGUGCUUUUGUUUCCAGUGUUUUACUUUGGAGUUUAGGUGCCAUAUCGCUGAGGUUUUUUUGUUUAGUUUUGUUUUUUUUUUUUUCCUCCCUUAUUUGAAGUUUGCUGUGUUUGUAACCAGUGUGUGUUGAGAAGGACCAAUGCCAGCUCCUUGGGGGUGGGGAGAGAAGGUUAAAGGGAGCAGCAGAAACUGACACCACACUGCCUUGGGGUAGAGAGGAGAAGGGAAAGCAGAAAUAACGCAGAACAGCUGAUGAAAACAAAGAUGGGCAAGGAGAACAGAGUCCUGGGUGAGAAAGAACUGACUCCAUGUAGCCUUUGUCAUGCCCCAUCUGCUCUUUGAAAUUUCCUUAACUGUAUGCCACAGUGGGGAUUUAAUAAAUCAUCUCUAAAGCAGGAGACGGGCUAAAAGGGUGAACACAUUAACAAGCCAAAGGAAAACUGCAGUGAUUUUUUUUUUCUUUGCUGUAUAUAAACUAGGGUCUGUAUAGCAGUGUGAAUGUACACAGCACUUUAUAAAACUAUUAAAUAAUGUCUCUGCCCAGAAAAUUUCACACUCUAUCUACAGUGGAAUAUUAAUGAGAUGCAGUGAAUUUCUCCUUGUAUAAGAAAACUUAACCUAUGUACUUCAUCUAGGUUUUGUGGAAAGGUAGAGGCAGCUUAGUGUGGAUGAAUACAUCUGGGUCUGGACACAAUAAACUUUAGAUCCCUGGUGACCUGCAGAAAUUUUUGACAAUUUUUCUUCUUAACAGUUGAUCACAUUGCCCAUUUCUGUGGAAUAAUGUCCUUUUUUUGCAGAGAUUGCUAUGAAUUCCUUUUCAUAAGCAUAAUGUAAGUGCUGAUUGUUUAUUGAAAUGAUAACUUCCUGUUUUGUUGGGGUUUUUUGUUGGUUUUUUUUUUUUUUUUUUAAAUGAACAAAAUUCAUGCAGUGACUUGGUCUAGUAAUUAGGUGUAUCUCUCUGCUGCAGUUUUCCUUUAAGGUGGUGUGUACCAGUGCAAAACAGGCUAAACCAGGAGCUGUGGAACCAGAGUACUGAGCCAUUCAGUCUUUUUCUGCCUUUUGGUACAAGCUGUUAUCUUUUAUAUUGAAGGAAAAUGGAACGCACCCCUUAACUGAACACACACUUUUUCUGCACACCAGUGAAAUUGCUAGUGCAUUGCUAUGGGCCUUUGAUAUUCACUGGUUUAGGGGGCUCAAAGGACUUUUGACACUCUGGCCUGAGCUGUUUCAAGACAUCUGUGUAGAGUUCCAUUUUAUAACCACCAAAAUCCACCUCUGUCACAAGAGGAAGUUUACAAUUUCUGUAUCUAUAACAGAAAUUCAAUUUACCUCAUAAUAUCUCUUUUUCCUUGUUUUCUUUGUAUCCCUGAGUAGUAAGGCUGUUUCCCAGGGCUCCAGCUAACACUUCUGGGAUCCAGCUGCUAAAUGAUGUGUGUGGGUCAGACAUGGGGUCAGGACUUCGUGUUCUGCUCCAGCAGGAGGAGCACUAAACCCAUCAAACCUGAGAUCUCGGGUGCGAAUCCCCACUUGUGUGCCAUGAUCUGUUGGGAAUCUUGGGCAUUUCUAGGGACUGGGCCCCCUAGGAUCUCAAACCUCAGAAUCACAAGGCCUGAUAGGUAACAUCUGAGGGGAGCCCUUUCCAGUUCUUAGAUUGAAAAUCAAGCAGUUAAUGUCAGUCUGUCCAUAUUGAUGGCAGACAGAUAAAUCUGUCAGUAUUAUUUAAAUAAUUUUGUGGUGGCAAAAUUUCAAAGGCCAGAUUGCCAAAUUUCCCAGUUAUGCUGGCAUGUGGUACCUUUCUGUGUUAAUUAUUUGAAUCUCUCUAGAAACGUAAACAUACACUGAAGUGAACCAUGUACACUUGAAUUCUGCACCAUAGGAAAGAUGUGUCCUGGUUUUCUGAGAAAAGAGUGUUGAAGUGUGAAGGCCUCCAGGGUGAUAAUGGGAUUUUUAUAUAUAUAUAUAUAUAUAUAAAUUAUAUACUUUUCAAAAAAAGGAAAAAAAAAAAAAACAUAAAAAACCAUAGGUGGGAGCAACUGCUCCAAGUGCAACCUGCUGUAACCAAGAAUGUUGUUUCUAUUUUUAUAGAAGUUUUAUACCGCUCCAGGGUGGAGAAUAUUUAUUACCUAAAUUAUUUCACUGGAAAAAAAGGCCAGGGUUUUGUAGAAUCCUGAAUGUGAUUGUUUUACACACAUAAUGAUGUGCAUGAUUGAAACUACUGAUUUUCAGUGGCCUGUUUGCAGCCCAACAACUGCUAAACGAGGAAGAUGAAUGCUGUGAACCAGUGGAGGAGAGCACUGUGCUCUGGGGUCUCUACAGUCACUCUUACCUUCUUUGCAUCCUACCCCACUGUUCUGUCCAAGACCUUUGUCCUGUUUUUCUUUUAACCUGAUGCUCUAGCCUGUUUACUAGUCAUUUCAGUUGCCCAAAAUUAGAUAUUUUAGCUUCUUCAAUCUAUACUGUGUCCUUAAUACUGUAACUUACAGAUCAAGCUUGGCAUUGUUGCAAAUAGGUGCAACUCCUGUUAAUUUGAGGAGAUUCACCAGUUUACACUGUGGCUUAGUUUGAUCAGUGACUCCUCCCAGACAUAAUCACCUUAAGACACCUAACUUGGGCUAGCUCUUGUGCCUUACUGGCGUAACUAUAAGUAUUGCCAAAAAGAAAAAGAAAAUAAAUCUAUGCAGGUUAAAUUUUAAAAGAUGUGAUCCUCAGAUGGUUUGAAUCAAUGCAGUUCAGCUCUCUGAAUGCAGUAGAGCUGCAUCAGUUUUCACCAGCUGAAGAUGUUGCCCUUUUUGUGUAUUUGUUUCAGAUUUCCCUUUCUUGGUGUAUCAAUGUGUAUGUUGCCAAAGUUAAUAAAUGUAUCAAGUUUGUGACUUGGGCAGAUUUUUUUUUCUGAUAACAAAGCUGAUCAGAUAAAGUCAACAUUUCUCUGUGUCUGUUUGGUGGCUGCUGCUGAUUGUGGGGAUUUAGGCUGCUCUUGCCUUUCAGUCUUAAGCCAGUUUUCUUCCUCACUUAUUAGCAGGAAAGUCUGGGAUUCUGGGGACUUGGGGCUUUUAAAUUUUUAGUUCAUAUCAUGCUCUCAUUCAAGUGCAAAUGAAAUCAGUGUCAAAUACUCUUAUUUCCUGGAUAGUAAGAUAAGAGUUGGGGGAGUUCAAAUAAACUGCAGAAAGUUGGCUGAAGCAGCCACAUGGACAAAGUAUGCUAUCGCUUAAAACCAAAGAACCUUAUUUUCUACAGGAAAAGCUAAAAGAAAUUCUGAUGAAAUAGAAUUCCUUAUUACGUGUGCCACCAGGAAAUACUUAAAAUAUUUUUAGUUUACAGGGUGGAAAUUGUCUACUUCAUAGAUUUGUUCUUUUUCUCAGGAGAUACUUGAUUUUACUGACAUAGCAAGGUGAAAGAAUUAUGAACUUAGCCUGAUACUGCUUAGUGUCAGUAGUAUAGUAAGUGAAAUCAUAAUUUCUUCAGUCCCCUAGAUAAUCAACAGUUCCAAAUAGGAUAGCUCCUUGUAGUUUAGCUUUUUUAUAAUACAAAGCUGGCAUUUUUAAAAAAUUCCAGCCCAGAAGAAUCUCACUGGCAAAUGCAUCUACCAGGACAUUUCACCUGAAUACUGAAAGUCACAUAUUAUGAUAAUUCUAUCAUGCAAGCUGAAUCUAACUGAACUGUGGUAAUGGCUGUGGAUUAGGGAAGAACAACAAAGCAGAAUGAAUUUGUUCCUGUUUUAUUUGGAAAUGCAUAAAACCAACUUGGAUAAAUGAAAUUGCAAAUGAAGGGUGCAACUAUGAAUAGGUACAAUGCUUUGAAAGCUUCUUGGUGCAGACAUUUAAACAUAAAGAUGAUUGAUAUCCCCAGCAUACCUGCCACAAAAUAUAAAACACAGAAGGCAGAAUUAUCAUGAUUGUGAGAAUAAAACAAGGACAAACUGGAAAAACUUUCUUCAAGUCAUUAAGACCUCAUCCAGCAUCUCAUGGUUCUGUUUUUAUAGGCCAGUCUUUCCAUAGGGCUUUGAUAAAACUCAACAUAGCUGGGAGAAGUAUUUGAAAAAUCCAUAUCAAGAAAAUCCCCAGAUAAAUCACACAGAGGGUAUCAGUGGUGCAUGCUAAGAUGUCACUUGAUUUCAUGCUUCUUGUUGUUUCUCAUGCCUCAGUUCAUGAUGAAUUUGCUUUUCUGGUUUAAAAGUGAAAUCUUGCACCUAUCUGCAAAUUACCUAGAGUAUUUCUUGAAAUAUAGAAACAAGUGCAAAAGUUGCAUUGUACUCUGUUUGCUGGUGUUGGUUUAAAAUCUGUACUAAAGUCCUUUCCCUUUAUUGGAAAGCAUGAAAAGCAAAUUAAUCUAAGCAGUUCUAAUAAGAGGAGUGUUGCUGAUUUAGUAGACAAUGUGUUUCUUGUUGCUUUGGAAUGAGAAUGCAACACUUGCUAUUCUCAAAUUAUGUUAGAUAAUAUGCAAAUCUCACCUUGUUCUAGUCUGUAACCAGAAGCUUUGAGAUGUGCUGAAGAUUAAGGCCACAAACAGGAGCUAAAGGGGAGUUGGGGGAGGCAGAGUGGGGAGGCAGAAUAAGAAAACAAACCAUUUCCUCUCUCUUCUGCCUCCCACUCUCAUCCCAAACUGUUCCUUGUCUCUUGCAGUUCACAAGCUGAGGAGAGGGAACAGAGGUAUUUAUAUAAGAGGUCACUUAAUAUAAGGAUUAUUUUUUAAUAAACUCUUCAAGAAAAUUUCAGGAAACACAUUUUUUCUGCUCAUCAAACUGGCAACAGUGACUGUAGAGCUUCUCAGAGCCCACAAUCUCCUCCUCAUGAACCAGGGAGCUGAGGGCUGUUACAUAAAAGGUUGGGAAUGGAAAAUCCCUGUGCAGGUCUAAUGGUAUGACAAGUGCUCAGCUAGGACAAGUCUUAACUUGCAGUCAAGUCUUAAGGAAUUCUUCUCUGAUGUGUGAGCUUUUUGUCUUGUAUAAUCUUUUUUUUUUCCCUUUUCCAAAUCACUCACCCCCAGUUACAUGGGCUCCUAGGGAAUGAGAAGAGACUGUAGCUAAAGGAAAAAACGUGGAUUUGCUGGGCUACUACUGCCUAAGAACUUGCCAUGUUAGAGUGCAAGAAAAGUCUCAAACAUCAAACCACCUGUGAAUCCCUUGUGUCCUCUAUCUUGUGUCUCAUGGUCUCAGUCUCUGUGGGCAAAUGUUUGCCCUGGAGCCAUAUUUUUUGGAAUCGGUCUCCUGGGGAGGGAGUGUACUCUGUUCUAAACAGAGGUAGAAGACACACUGGGCACGGGGCAUUCUAACCAGUGUGUCACUAGGCUGUGGAAUGCUCCCCAGACUGGGUGCUGAGAGGGAAAUCCAGGCCUCUGCUUCCAUUUGGUUUCUGGCAGUUUGAUGUUUACUUGGUGUCUUUCAUGUACUUUGACUUUUACUUGUCCAUCGUUGGCAUGUGCUGCCCUUCCCUGUCAACUCCCUUCCCCAGGAGAUCUCAUUGUACAGUGCCCAUUCUUGUUCUCUCUCUCCGUGUUUGGAUGUACUGCUCUGUGUAACUCAGUGGGUCUCCCUCUUUCUGGUUUGUUUUUUUUUCUAGAUUCCUGCCGUUUGUUCAUCGUUGUGCCUAAAGCAUGUCGAUGUGGCGUUCAAGUACAUCGUCCAAAUCCUUGUCUCUUCAGCUUCUCUGAUGCUUGAACUCUCACCUUUGACCUUGUGUUGACCUUUGAUGCUGAUGUGUAUUUUUAUUAUGUUUGUUUCUUUUCUUUUUUUUUUCUUUUUUUUUUUUGUGCUGCCAAAUUGGUUUUGCUAGAAAGACUGCUGAAGGGGAAUAUUUAAACUUGCAUUUGAAUAUAAAAGAAUUUCUAUUUUUCUAGACCUUCGUAAGAUAACCACUUGAUUUUGUGAAUCUGAUUCUUUGUAAUUUGUCUUCAGAGCAGCCUUGCUAGCAUACCUUGUGGAGUAUUUGUAUUUCUGUGAACAUACAGCCAAUCACUUUCUAGGCUUAGUUUUUUCUGUGUGCUUAGUUUUAAAAACAGUUCAAAGAAAAAGUCAAUUAUAUGGUGUGACUCAAUCUUUCAGGAGACUUCCUAGUCACAUUUUGCUGAUCUGGUUUCUGUGCUUGAGGAGACAGCAUGUGUUUUUAUGAGUUCAAACUUGUGACUUGAAGUGGCAUCAACAGAAAACACUUGAACUACGUUUUCCUCUGAUUGUAGCUACAGUUUUGCCCUGACAUUUACUGGGGUUUUUUUUAAUUAUUAUUUUUAUUUUUUCCCCUGCUUCCCUGUGUGAUUAUCAGUCUGCAGUGAAAAUUUGAUCAAAAUUGAUGUUGUAUUUUGUUAAGCUCUGGCAUGCUUGGGUUUUUUUUGUAACUACAAUCUCCUCAGCAAAAUGUGAUGUUUUUGUUUUAAUCUUUCAAACUAAGAUAGUGCCCAGAAAUGUUGUGCAUGUUUCCUGCUGUUUUCUUCACACCCUCCUAUAUAUCACCUUCACCUCUCUGUUUUCUAUAGUUUGUGCAAAAACUGAGCAAUUUAAUGGGUUUCAAAGGUAUCCUUUAAAUUGGUGGUUUUGGUAUGACAAAUAUCUGAUCGGAAGCCACCUGAGGGCAUCUACCUGUGCACUUAGACUGUCUGCCUGACAGAGCACCUGGACCUUGCUCCAUCUCCAGCGCUGUCAGAAGCUCUGAGGGUGCUUGGUUACGCUGUUCCCCUAGUGGAAGUUUUGGUGGAAGGGGAUAGCUGGGAGCAGGAAGGUGGGGGAACUCACAACAUUUCUGUUUCCAAAGCUGUCUGAAGCUAGGGCUCAUUUCAAACACUGAGAAUUUUGCACAACUCAGGGCACAUUUCUGUGAAGUCCAGCCCCAGUCUAAUACCAUCAGUCAGAGUUUGGUGGCAGGAUUCUGGAAGGAUCUAGGUUAGCUCAUGAAAUAAAGUGUUUUAAAUUUCCCAGAGAAAGCAUUUGUAACACUGGUCCUACAACUGCUGGCUCUUUUCCCAAAUGACAAGCACAAUACAACAGCCUCUGAAGCUGUUACCUGAACAGGGUACCAUCCCCAGCUCUCUUUUCAAGGGCCUUAGCUGGGGAAUCUCUGCGGAGAUUCUUUUUUUAGUUUUUGUUUCAUUUUUAAUUGGGUAAUGAGCUGAGCAGUUCUGAUGGCUUGCAGGAUGAACAGGUUACUGCUCUCUGGGCAGCAGGCUUCCCCUGCCCUACGUACCAUCUGCACAGGUAGAAACUGGGAGGUAGCUUCUAAAUGAAGGCACCUGAAGAGUGUGUGCUGUGAUGAAGUUUCAGUCAGAAGCAGCAGCAAGCUAGUGUAAGUAUCUUAACAGUUGAAAUAAUGUGAAAUGGAAUUCCAGGAGAAGAGUUUUUGCUGAGAAAACAAGUAGAGUUUGACUGGAUAGAAAUCUUCAUUUUGUCCAGUGUUUGGGAUAAUGUAAAGAUGCAAAGAUUGUUUUCUGUCCUACUCCUGAGUUGGUUGAGGAUACUGUAUUCUCACUAGGUGUUGACCAGACUUGUGUAGACAGUCCUUAAUCUGCUUACAAAAGAGAACAAUUUGAAUAUGAUACAUGUACCUUGGGAGUGAAUCGUGAGGCUGAAUGAAAAAGGGUAGAGACUCAUUUAUUUGGGAAGUAGGGUUGGGGGCUGGCUGCUGUUAGUCCCACAGUCUGAAUGCACAGGGCUGUGUGCCAGGGGGCACUGAUGGCCUGCAGUGUGUGGAGGAGCUGCCAGUACGUUUCUGUACGUGUGCGUUUGGUUCCGUAAGGAACCUUGGGGAAACCUGUGGAAAAAUAUCUGAAGAAAACCAAAAUGCCAAAUGUUGGGUGUUUCUUUCCUUUCUUCCUUCCUUUUCUUCCUUUGGUUGUUUUAAUUGUUCUGUGGUGGUUUUAAUGGAUUUGAGACAGUGGAGCAGCAGCUGCCUUUCUGAUUUUUGGCUGCUUUUUGUGAAUAAUUUAAAAAGAAAAUUUACAUUUUGGAGACAAACCUGUGGGCUUUUUUAUUGGUACAAACAUUGUAUUUAACACUAGGGGUUUUGUACAGUUUUUUGCCUUUUCUACUAGAAAACAAUGUAAAGUGAUUCACAAUGUGACGAGAAAACAAAUUGCCACUAUGACCAAAUGUAGAGUCUGUUCUGCAGUUAACGGGAUUUAAUCAACUCGAAGUCGUGGUUCAGUCGUAGAAAUGCUUUUCUUUACCUUGUUUGAGCUGUUCUUUUUUUUUCUUGUUUUGAUUUGCAAAACAAAAUGUCUUUUUGUGUGAAAUUGUGUUGUACUCUGUAGAGAAUUACAGAUUUUACUUUAAUGGUUUAAAAAGCAGAGGAGCGCAUGUUGCUUUUCUGAUCUGAUCACAGAGUUUGUGUAGUGGAUUUAAAAAUGAAAAGAUUUGUUACAAGUUUGGAACAAGCGAGUAUGUGUUAAAGGAAUUUUCUUCCUUUUGUGUGUGUGUUUUUUUUCUUUUUGUCCCAAAGGGCAACUUAAAGCUGUUUUAAUUGCACAGACACACCGACAACAAGUCAUUUUGUAUAUGCCAAGUGUGGUACCUUCCUUUGUUUAUUUGCUAUUAAACUGUUUGAGAAGA
This is a messenger RNA of Passer domesticus (house sparrow), 12683 nucleotides long. It is a transcript of the gene CELF1, whose product is annotated as CUGBP Elav-like family member 1. Gene Ontology annotation, biological process: regulation of alternative mRNA splicing, via spliceosome; mRNA splice site recognition. NCBI's taxonomy places the organism in Eukaryota, Metazoa, Chordata, Aves, Passeriformes, Passeridae. Gene Ontology annotation, cellular component: nucleus; ribonucleoprotein complex; cytoplasm. The transcript is spliced from 14 exons. The record is from RefSeq and is a predicted model, not a curated record. The coding region runs from base 2488 to 3957 and encodes 489 amino acids. Gene Ontology annotation, molecular function: mRNA 3'-UTR binding.